GUGGGCGGUCGAAAAUUGUUAAUAAAUAUGUUCUGUGAUACGCUGGUCUGUGUUUGAUAUCACUGUAUUCAAAUACAUGUAAAAACUUUGCUUAAUUAAUGUAUCAAAUGAUAUUUAAAAGUGUUACUUUCAAAUCCGAUUUGAUAUUUUGAAGAAACGAUAUAAGCUUAAAUUAAUUUACGAUUUAGUUAUUAUAUUGAUAGUGAAAACCAGAAAGAUGAAUAACGGUCGGGCGAGGGUGCCAAAAUGCGCUCGGUGUCGGAACCACGGACUUAUUUCGAGUCUUCGGGGUCACAAGAAGGCGUGUGCCUAUCGAGACUGUCAGUGCCCUAAGUGUGGAUUGAUCAAAGAACGCCAGAGGAUAAUGGCUGCUCAGGUCGCAUUAAAAAGGCAACAAGCGGCCGAGGACAAGAUAGCACUGCACUUGGCGUCGGUUCAGAGCGGCACAGCACUGGAGACCUUGCCGCCGGGACGCAUCUACGGCAUGAGGGUCACCGGACCCUGUCCCAGCCCUGGACCUGAGCCUGACUCGGCUGUGGAGGAUCAAACUCCAAUUCACAUCGACAGCGAGACGAGUGAUUCUCUGCCUGAUUGCUGUAGUGCGACGCCGGACUCCGCCGGAGCCUCUAUUGCUGCUUCUAGGUCAUGCAUCGAUGUGACCGAGGAGAACAGUGUCAGCUCGGGCGGGCUGGAGAUGCUGCGCAAGUUGUUCCCCGGCAAGAAGCGCGCUGUGCUGGAGCUGGUGCUGCGGCGCUGCAACCACGACCUUCUGCGAGCCGUCGAGCAUUGUAACGCCAUUCAUGCUCAGCGAGAAAAAUCAACAUCAGGCGGUGGUUCAAGCAGUUCCCGUUUCGAUACCUCCGUGUCAAGUACCGAGCAGUUAGAAUCGCGAUGGUCUGCAUUUCGUCCUGUAGGACCAAGAGCACCACUGCUGCCUACUCUAGUUAUGGGUCGGGUGUGCGGCUCAGAGUGGUUAGUGCCGCUGCCAGCAUUGCCUGCUCUCUCUGCACCGUUGCUGUUGCCGUUCCAGCAUUCUCACACCCCGCCCUCAUGCGCCCCUGAUUGCAGGCAGUGCAAUAAUCAUCACUGAACUGAUACUGACUUUAAGAGUCCAGAGCCCUCUGCUCCUGACUUUAGUGAUAGUUCAGGUGUGGUUUAUGCCACUGCUAGCGCUGCCGCUGUCUGAGCGACUGCUGCUGCCUUUCUACUAU
Bicyclus anynana (squinting bush brown) is the source of this 1211-nucleotide messenger RNA. It is a transcript of the gene dmrt93B, whose product is annotated as doublesex- and mab-3-related transcription factor dmd-4. The record is from RefSeq and is a predicted model, not a curated record. Lineage: Eukaryota; Metazoa; Arthropoda; Insecta; Lepidoptera; Nymphalidae. The transcript is spliced from 5 exons. Bases 218 to 1090 code for a protein of 290 amino acids. Gene Ontology annotation, cellular component: nucleus. Gene Ontology annotation, molecular function: DNA-binding transcription factor activity, RNA polymerase II-specific; RNA polymerase II cis-regulatory region sequence-specific DNA binding; protein binding. Gene Ontology annotation, biological process: regulation of transcription by RNA polymerase II; sex differentiation.